GCGCCGCUGGCUCAGGCGGGGCGCAGCCGCUUCCGGCUGCCCGGCCUCGGCCAUGCUGCCGCUCGCCGCCCGCUGCCUGCGGAGCCUCUCCCUGCCCCGGUCCCCGCACCCGCUCUGCGACCGCGGGCUCCUGUGCCGGCGGGUGCGGGGAGCACCGCGGGGCUCGGCCGCGGGCGGGCGGAGCCUGGUUCUGAAGACCCCCAAGGGCACCCGCGACCAUCACCCCGCUCACGUGGUGCUCCGUGACCGGCUUCUCGCCACCGUGAUCGCCUGUUUCAAGCGGCAUGGGGCGGCCCCCCUCGACACCCCCGUGCUGGAGCUGCGGGAGACCCUGGUCGGGCAGUACGGGGAGGGAGCGAAGCUCAUCUACGAGCUGCAGGACCAUGGAGGGGAGCUGCUGGCCCUGCGCUACGACCUGACCGUGCCCUUCGCUCGCUACCUGGCCAUGAACAAGGUCACCAACAUGAAACGCUACCAGGUGGCCAAGGUCUACAGGAGGGACAACCCUGCCACCACCCGCGGGCGCUACAGGGAGUUCUACCAGUGCGACUUUGACAUUGCUGGACAGUUUGACCCAAUGAUUCCUGAUGCUGAGUGCUUGAAGGUCAUGCACGAGAUCCUGAGUGACCUGCAGCUUGGGGACUUCAUCAUCAAGGUCAACCACCGGCUGGUUCUCAAUGGAGUCUUCGCUGUCUGUGGCAUCCCAGAGAGCAAAUUCAUCACCAUGUGCUCCACUGUGGACAAGCUGGACAAGAUGGCAUGGGAGGAGGUGAGGAGUGAGAUGGUGGCAGAGAAGGAGCUGUGCCCCGAGGCCGCCGACCGCAUCGGGGACUACGUCCGGCUGCAGGGUGGCCUGGAGCUGAUCGAGCAGCUCCUGCAGGACCCGGAGCUGUCCCAGAACAAGCAGGCCAAGGAGGGGCUGGGGGACAUGAAGCUGCUCUUCGAGUACCUGACCCUGUUCGGCAUCACAGGCAAGGUCCGCUUCGACCUGAGCCUGGCGCGGGGCCUGGACUACUACACAGGGGUGAUCUACGAGGCUGUGCUGCUGCAGCAGGAGAGGCAGCCCGGGGAGGAGCCCCUGGGCGUGGGCAGCGUGGCUGGCGGCGGGCGCUACGAUGGGCUGGUGGGCAUGUUCGACCCCAAGGGCCGCAGGGUGCCCUGCGUGGGGGUCAGCAUCGGCAUCGAGCGCAUCUUCUCCAUCCUGGAGCAGAGGCUGGAGGCUUCUGGUGAGAAGAUUCGGGCGACUGAGACCCAGGUGCUGGUGGCUACACCUCACAGACACCUGCUGCCUGCCAGGCUGAAGCUCAUCUCUGAGCUGUGGGAUGCAGGGAUCAAGGCCGAGAUGCUGUACAAGAAGGACCCCAAGCUGCUGAAGCAGCUGCAGUACUGUGAGGACUCAGGCAUCCCCCUGGCUGCCAUUGUAGGAGAGCAGGAGCUGGCAGGUGGAGUUGUCAAGCUGCGAGACGUCAGGACGAGAGCAGAGGUUGACAUCCCAAGAGAAAAGCUUGUGGAUGAGAUCAGAAGAAGGCUGCAGCCCUAGGACUGCCCUGGCCAGAGCUGCUUGGCUGAGCUGCUGUCCAAGUGGGACCCUCCAGCACCCUUAGCCAUGCACCUACCACUGAGGUCUGGUCGCCAUCCACUCAUCUGCCUGGGCUGAGGCAGUGCCAGCAGGGGACAUCUGCUCAGGAAGGAGCAAGUGGGUUGAAGAAGUCACCAGGGUAACCUGGUUACCUUGCUCUGGAGGUUGGGUCAAGCUUGUGGAUUGCUGAUCUUGCAGUUCCUGUACCUCUGCAGCCAUCUCCAUGCACUGCAGGAGGUGGUGGUGGCACUGGCAGGGAUGGAGACAGUGCAGCUGAAGCAGGAGCAGCCUGAGCUCCAGGCUGUCAGGGGGGAAUCUGGGGGGUGUUAGGUGCCUGCAGGCUGAGGACAAAGGCCACCUCCACUCCUCCAAGGGCUGCAGCCUGUAGCCAGGCUCUGAGGUUGAGUUUGGGGCCAAAUGCUGUCUGAGGAACCUGGGCUGUGGCAGUGGCCUGUGAGGAACAGGGACCUGCUUGAGGAGGGGCAGGACACAGGGGCAGGCUGUAGCAGGGCUGAGUGUGAAGAACUCUGUAUUUUUGUAGAUUAAAAACCUCCAAAGCACACACACACAAA
Molecule: messenger RNA, 2151 nt
Organism: Pogoniulus pusillus (Red-fronted tinkerbird)
Lineage: Eukaryota; Metazoa; Chordata; Aves; Piciformes; Lybiidae
Product: histidine--tRNA ligase, cytoplasmic-like
Exons: 12
Coding region: 53-1540 (495 amino acids)
Biological process (GO): histidyl-tRNA aminoacylation; mitochondrial translation
Cellular component (GO): mitochondrion; cytoplasm; cytosol
Molecular function (GO): histidine-tRNA ligase activity; identical protein binding; ATP binding
Source: RefSeq, a predicted model, not a curated record